AUAACCGGUGUAAACAAAACAGGAUCACGGAGGAUCUCAAAACGCUGAGAAUGGAAGAGGGUGAGGAGAAAAAACGGAGAAUGCCACUGAAGUACAAGGGGAAGUUCAUAUCGCAGAAGAGUUUCGAUCACAAAAUGAGGAUGAAAUUGGCGGUGGCUGAGGCCUGGAAGAAGAGACACGAGAGAGCUCAGGCCGAGAGUUUGAGGGUUAUGGCAGAACCUGUGGCUCAAGUGGAGACUGCAAAACGCCCGGAUUUCAACACUUUCGUUGGCAGUCGCAUUGUCGACUUGGAGGUCCUCGUGAAGAGCUUGAAGUGCGGCAAGUGCAAACAAUUUCUUUCACUGCAAAAUCUUGUGCACGAGAGACGAAUCGGACUCUAUUCUGUCUUCAAUGUUUGGUGUCUUCGGUGCAAGAUUAUCAGUGAGGUUCACACUGGCACCGUGCAGAUCGAGGGGAGUCGAACGCAGGUUCCUGAUAUCAACAGGGAAAUUGUUCAUGCCUCUUGUACAGGUUCAGUGAAUGCUGACAUCUCCUGCAAAUCCUUGAAUCAAUUCCUGGAUUCAUUGGACAUUCCCACUCUCUCUGCUAAACUAUUCAAAAAACAUAAGAAUGAGCUGUAUGCGACUGAAGAGGAUGCAUCAAAGGAAUGCAAUGGUGAGGGUGUUGAUGAGAAUGAUGACUCGAUGAGGGAAGACAACGGCGAAGCUCCUGAUGAGAACGAAGAUGCAUCACGAGGAGAAAAUAGUCAAGUUCUCGAUGAGAAUGAAGAUGCAUUGAGAGAAGACAACAGUCAAGUCCUUAAUGGGGAUGAGAAUGCAUCGAAGGAAGACAAUAAUGAAGCUCUUGGGGAGAACGAGAAUGUUCCACAAGAAGAUAACGUUAACGCUCCCGAUGAAAAUGAAAAUGCAUCGAAAGAAGACAACAAUAAAAUUGUUGAUGAGAAUGAAGAGGCAUUAAAAGAUGACAACACUCAAGUUCCUGAGGGAAACGAAAAUGCAUCAAGAGGUGAGAAUAGCCAAGUUCUAAAUGAGAUUGAAAAUGCAUCAGAAGAAAACAGCGCUAAAGUUCUUGACGAAAAUGGCUCUCAACAGGAGAUGAUCAACUCUUAGGGUAAGAGGAAGUAAAUACAUCCCAUUCUGCAAUGUUUUCUUCAAUUAAAGGCUCAUGAUAUUACCUAAGAUAAGAAGUUAAAGAUAUUCUCCAUCCUUUGUACGUUGUAAAAACUCCUAAUGCAAAAUAAAUUUUGAUAUAAAACAAAUUCACUAAAAUAUUGUUAAAGGAGUAAUUCAAACUUUCUUUAUUAAAGUUUAGUGUAAAAACGACUCAGUAGUGGAUAUAAUUAUUGAACCUGGAAGUGAAAAUAAAGGAAUAUAAACAAA
Molecule: messenger RNA, 1379 nt
Organism: Diachasma alloeum
Lineage: Eukaryota; Metazoa; Arthropoda; Insecta; Hymenoptera; Braconidae
Exons: 2
Coding region: 51-1109 (352 amino acids)
Source: RefSeq, a predicted model, not a curated record